AUGGCCAUUUCAAAGGAUUAUAAUGUAGAGGUAGUCAAAAGAGAAGUUGUAUUGCCUGCUAUUGUAAUUCAAGAGCAUGUUCUACCAUUAAGCAAUAUGGAUCUCACUAUUCCUCCUAUUUGCGUGUAUACUUUUUUCUGUUAUGAGAAGCCUUCCCAAACUAGUUUUGCAUCAGUUCUAUCAAAUCUCAAAAGUUCUCUGUCUAGAGCAUUUGUGUCUUGCUAUGCUUUUGCUGGAAGAUUGGUCAGCCAUGGUGUUGGGGACUUGCAGAUGGUUUGCAAUAACAAAGGGGCUGAAUUUUCAGAAGCUUAUGCUGACACUUGUCUUUCUCAAGUGGAGUUCUACAAUCCCAUUGCAGCUAUUGAGGGAAAGCUUGUUCCUCAGCUUGUAAAUGACUCUCAAGGAAAUGGCACUCCAGUUUUUGCUGUUCAGGUAACACAGUUUAGCUGUGGUGGGAUAGUUGUGAGCUGUACUUUCGAUCACAGGAUUGCAGAUUCAUUCUCUGCCAACAUGUUUCUCAUAUGUUGGGCCAAUCUUUCUAGAAAUGAGCCAAUUGAAUCCAUAAGUCCAAGCUUUAUGCGCUCCAUUUUAGUUCCUAGAGAUCCCCCAAACUAUUGUUCUGAAAUAGACAGAAUGUAUAUGAAGGUGCAACCUUUACCACAAUCCAACAUGCAAAUCCCUCAGCCUGCUCUAGCAAGUAGAAUCUAUCACCUCAGUGCCAAUGAUAUAGAAAAGCUCCAACUCAGUGCAAACCAACAUGGCAACAAUUAUACGAAAUUAGAGGCCUUUUCUUCUUAUUUUUGGAAACUGUUAAUUCAAGCCCAAAGGAUGGAGGACACAAUAAAUUGCAAUAUAGGCAUUGCUGUAGAUGGGCGUUCUCAUUUAAACGAGAUGGGAAUGCCCGCUAACUACUUUGGAAAUGCUAUAUUAGUGCCUUUUGCUAGGGCUAGAGCUGGGGACAUCAAGAAGGAGCCACUUUCUUGGAGUGCAAAGUUAAUUCAUGAUGCGAUACAUAGUGCAGCAAAUGAAGAGUGUUUUCGAAGCUUAGUGGAUUUUAUUGAGAUAUCAAAACCAUCAUUAGUAUUUCCAAGUAUAUAUGCAAACAAAGAUGAACCUUCCAUUGUGAUAUCCUCUGGGCUUCGUUUUCCCUUGUAUGAGGUUGAUCAUGGAUGGGGAAAACCUAGUUUAGCAAGUUACUAUUUACCUUAUUCUCCAGGUUAUGUGAUGCCAAGCCCUAGCCCUUAUGGAGAUGGUAGUUGGAUAAUAUACAUGAACCUCCUAGUUGAUAAUAUAAACGCUAUUGAAUCCCACCCCAACUUCAUUCUACGCCUAAUCUCACCAGACCUUUAUGGUGGUCAGAAAAGUGUAUAUAACUCCAACUAUUAAAGGAUUUUAAUGGUUAUAUGAUUGCUUUCACUAAGAGCUUGUAUUCUUUCAAAAAUCUAAAAUCUAUGUAUAUAAUGAGAAAAACACUUUAAUUCCUCUUUUCAUUUAUUACUCGGUAAAAACAGGAAGUCUUUUUCUAUUGAGAUUGUGUUAAUAAAAAUAAAAACCAUUCUUCAUAAAAGGAUUGACCGGGCCAGAAAGGUUGAAGGAAGACAGACCAGAGAAUUUAUAAACACUUGCAUAUAAGU
Molecule: messenger RNA, 1634 nt
Organism: Cryptomeria japonica (Japanese cedar)
Lineage: Eukaryota; Viridiplantae; Streptophyta; Pinopsida; Cupressales; Cupressaceae
Product: coniferyl alcohol acyltransferase
Exons: 2
Coding region: 1-1386 (461 amino acids)
Molecular function (GO): acyltransferase activity, transferring groups other than amino-acyl groups
Source: RefSeq, a predicted model, not a curated record